AUGAAUCAUCAUUUAAGAGCCAAAAGAAGGAAGACGAGUAAGAGAUUACAGAGCAUAGGAGCUGAAGGAUUUUUAAAUGGGCAGGCAUAUCAGAAGUAUUACUCAGGGGUCUCAAGAGAUGCUUUGUCCCUUUUGUUCUUUGGAGCUGGAAACACCGGAUCAUUGGUUGCUACAUUGUCAUUUUUCAUGGGAAGUUUGGUCUCUGAUUCUGAGGGGAUAAAACCCCUUGGUCCCCUUUCCCUUGUAUUGACUGCCUUUGGCAGUGAGUGUGUGUGUGCUGAGACAGAGAGGUGGAGUUUGCCUCGGAUAUCUCUCGUUUGUGCUUGGUUUAUUUUCGUGCUUGUGCUUGGAGGUGUGAAUCGGGGUCGGGGUCUCGACCCAACAGAUCAUUCAUACUGGAAUUGCCUUGCUUCUGCUGAUUCUAUUUGUCAUGGAUUUGGUCUGGUCAUGGUUGCUGCCCAGAAUGCAGUGUGGGAUGCCUUCUUGGCUUCUUUCUCCCCCUUUGGUUGUAUCUCCCUUUGUGGGGAUGCUUGCCUUCAUGUUUCUUCGUCUUCCUUACCCCCCCUCGAAAUAGUUCAACUUUUUUCAUCAGCAAUCUCCUCCUCUCUCCUUCACUGUGAUCAUUCCCAAACUCUCUCAACAGUUCCAGUUCACAUCACACGCACAAACACAAAAAAAAAAACAAAUGUUUCCUUAUCUACUCUCAAUUGCACUCCCUCUUUACUUCUUCCUCCAUCAAAGUACUUUACACUAGCCAUCAACUCCCCUGGCCUUUAUUCCCAACAGCUUGAUCACGUUGUCGUCAACUGCGGCUCCUCCGGGGACUCAACUGCAGAAGAUACCCGGAAAUGGACCGGAGAUACCGGUUCCAAUUACAUCACUUCAUUACAUGGUUCAAAGGGCAAAUUGAUCAGCUCAAAAGCCACUGACCAACCCCUUCCCUACGAUCCAAUCCCUUACAGGACCGCCCGGCUCUCCCGUUGGCCAUUCACCUAUACAUUCCGCGUCACUCCAGGUCAGAAACUUAUACGUCUUCAUUUCUAUCCGGCUUUGUACCUGGGUGGUUUCAAAAGGUCCAAGGCCUUUUUUACUGUGAAGGCUGGUCGUUAUACCCUUCUUAGCAACUUUAGUGCUGCCCUUACUGUUGAUGCAUUAGGCUUAACCUCUCUUGUUAAAGAGUAUUAUUUGGACGUGGACGAAGAUCAACCGUUAAUCAUAACGUUCUCCCCGUCACGAAUUGGUAAUUCUGAAGAGGUAUAUGCUUUUGUCAAUGGGAUUGAAAUAAUCUCAAUGCCAGCUGCACUUUAUCAUACUCGAGAGGGUAAUCCAGCGGCACAGAUUGUUGGGAAGAGCGACCGGUUUACCCUAGAUAAAAGCAUUGCUCUGGAGAAGGUACACCGGUUAAACGUUGGCGGAAGCUCCAUUUCGCCCAUAGAAGAUAGGGGUAUGUUUAGGGAUUGGAAUGAGGACUCAAAUUAUCUGUUAGAAAAAUCAUGUGUCAAGCCAGUUACUACCACAAUUCGAAUCAAAUACACGAGCGUACCACCGUACACUGCUCCUCAGAAAGUGUAUCAAACAUCUUGGUCACUGAUUCCAGGCAAGCAUGCGAACAAGACCGAAUCAAAUUUCACGUGGAGAUUACCUGUGGAUUUGGGAUUUCGGUACCUGCUUAGGUUGCAUUUCUGUGAGCUUGAAUAUGAGAUAAAAGAGAGUGGAAGGAUGGAGUUUAGUAUCUUUGUUAAUGAACACGUUGUUGAGGCCAAAGUUGACCUUAUCCAUUGGAGCGGCGGAAGUGGGGUGGCUGUGUUUAAGGACUAUGUGGUGAUUAUGGAUGGAGAAAGGAUGGAGGGCAAGCGUGACUUGCUCAUAGCGCUGCGCCCUCACAAUCAUGAAUGGACGGAACCAAUUGAUGCAACUGUAAAGGGGUUAGAGGUAUUCAAGUUGAGUAACCCCGACAAAAAUCUUGCUGGGGUGAACCCGGUGUCGCUUGAACGUGCUUCGACAUCUCCAAAGCCCAAGAAGUUAGUCUUUGCUUCUGGAGGAAAUGCCAUCGCAACAGGUGUAGUAAUUGUACUCACUGUGUUGAAUGUCAUUGUUUACCAAUUGCGUAGCUUAGGUGAAAAUAGUGCGGAGAGAAAUCUCUCUUCGUCGACAUCGGAGGGGUUGUGUCGCCGUUUCUCACUUGCUGAGCUCAUGUCAGUGACCAAUAACUUCGAUGAUGAGUUUGUCAUUGGACGUGGUGGAUUUGGUAAGGUCUACAAAGCGCUUAUUGAUGAUGACGCAACAAUGGUUGCCUUAAAGCGGUGUAAUUUGAAGUCUCAAGGGGCAAAAGAGUUUUGGACAGAAAUCGAGAUGCUUUCCAAGCAUCGACACACGCAUCUCGUAAGUCUUUUAGGCUAUUGCGAUGAACGCAAUGAGAUGAUCCUUGUUUAUGAGUUUAUGGAGCAUGGUACCCUUGCUGAUCAUCUCUACAAUACAAAAACCAAGGGUAAUGGUAUGGUUGGCUAUAUGUCAUGGGAGCAAAGGCUCAACAUUUGUGUAGGUGCUGCUCGUGGAUUGGAUUACCUCCAUACAGGUAUUCAGCACGGUAUAAUACAUCGAGAUGUGAAGACCACAAACAUUCUAUUGGACAAGUACUGGAUAGCUAAGAUUUCAGAUUUUGGGUUGUGUAAAGUGGGCUCCACAAGCCAUUCCCACACGUACGUUAGCACAGAUGUAAAAGGCACAAGGGGGUAUCUGGAUCCUGAGUAUUACAUGACCCGUAGGCUAACUAAGAAAUCAGAUGUGUAUGCCUUUGGUGUCGUGAUGUUGGAAAUGCUUUGUGGGAGACCAGCAGUUGAUAUGCGGGUCGAUGAGGAGCAACAUAGUCUUGCCCUAUGGGCUAAACAGUGCAUUAAAGAGAACAAACUCGAUCAACUUACUGACCCCAGUUUGAGGGACCAAAUCUCGGCACAUUGCCUGAAGGUAUUUGCUGAAGUUGCUAAUAAUUGCUUAGAUAGUCGUCCAAAGGGACGGCCUACAAUGGCAGAUGUGGUGGUGAGACUUGAGUACGCAUUGGCUUCAGAGAGGGCUGUGAACGAGCAGUUUGGUGAGAACACCAAAGGCGGGAAUAGGUCAAAGGGAAACGUAAGCAAGGUUUUUCAGAAGGCUAUUGAAUUUCUAGCUAAAGGUGCUGACAUCAAGUGGAAAAAAAGAAAGGCAAAUUCACAAUCGGAAGGGAUACUUAACCGAAGAGACACUGAAGACAGGAUAAGGCAUCACCAACUCCCUGAAGAUUUGAGACUAAGUGUUCAGCGCUCGAAUAUCAUAAAAGCCGAGAACUUGGCUUUCUUGGAGAAAGAAGAAGGACUGGAGUCGCUCGAACUCAUCGGAAGAGGAGUUAGCGGAGAAGUAUACAAGGCAGAGCUUCCAGGAAGCAACGGGAAAAUAAUAGCCAUAAAGAAGAUAACGGUAGUAUGUUAUUCAGACCGUAGGCCAAACGAUUGGAAAAUGCAGCGAAUCCGAUCAGAGAUUCAGAUCAUGGGCCAAAUUUGGCACCGGAACCUUAUUCCUCUCUUGGCCCACGUGCCAUGCCCCAACGGCCACUGCCUCGUGUACGAGUUCAUGAAGAACGGAAGUUUGGAGGAUAUUCUGAAUCAGGUUUCGCAAGGGACCAGAGAGUUGGAUUGGUUAGCACGGCACAAGAUCGCGCAGGGAGUGGCAGCCGGGCUCGAGUACCUCCACAUGUACAUUAAGCCGCGCAUAAUCCACAGAGGUCUCAACCCAGCAAAAGUCCUUCUCGACGAUGACAUGGAAGCUCGGAUUGCUGAUUUCGGGCUCGCAAAGGCAGUCCCGGAUCACGAUACUCACGUGACGACUUCCAAUGUUGCGGGAACUUUGGGGUACAUUGCUCCGGAGUACCACCAGACAAUGAAGUUCACAGACAAGUGUGAUAUAUACAGCUUUGGGGUGUUGCUGGGUGUUUUGGUGAUCAGAAGGCUACCAUCUGAUAACUUCUUUCAAGACACAGCCGAAAGGAGUUUGGUGAAGUGGAUGACAAAUGUCAUGACUUCUGAGAAUCCGAAUAGAGCAAUUGAUCCGAAGCUGAUGGGAAAUGGACAUGAGGAAAAGAUGCUCCUAGUGCUAAAGAUUGCUUGCUUUUGCACUCUUGACGAUCCAAAACAGAGGCCUAAUAGCAAGGAUGUGAGGUGCAUGUUAGCACAGAUCACGCACUAAGCGUGCCGCCAACAUAUCAUAUGUGAAUCUAUUAAAGAAUAAUGAUGCAUGCGAUGAAUGAGAACUGUUCGAGAAGAACAGUUUCUCCACUAAGAAACUUCUAGCAUAGGGUGGCGACCCAUACGUGGUUGUAGUAGAAGUUUAUGUCAGUUAAACGCAUUUACCGUUUUGUUAAUUCGAAUGUCAUUUGGAUAUAUUUCUUCGUGUCUCCUAUUGAAUCUAAGUGUAUUCAGCAAGAUUUCAGUCAAA
Rhododendron vialii is the source of this 4464-nucleotide messenger RNA. RefSeq names its product receptor-like protein kinase FERONIA. The record is from RefSeq and is a predicted model, not a curated record. Gene Ontology annotation, molecular function: ATP binding; protein kinase activity. The transcript has 7 exons. Gene Ontology annotation, biological process: protein phosphorylation. The coding region runs from base 1 to 4215 and encodes 1404 amino acids. Lineage: Eukaryota; Viridiplantae; Streptophyta; Magnoliopsida; Ericales; Ericaceae.